AUGUCCAACCGGCCUAAUAACAAUCCAGGGGGGUCACUGCGACGUUCACAGAGGAACACUGCCGGGGCCCAACCACAAGACGACUCGAUAGGAGGAAGGUCACAUUUAGGGCAGGCAAAACAUAAGGGAUAUAGCCCUCCUGAGAGUAGAAAAUCUAAUUCUAAGGCACCCAAAGUGCAGUCUAAUACUACUUCUGAACUGUCAAGGGGACACCUUUCUAAAAGAAGCUGCAGUUCGUCAUCUGCUGUCAUAGUCCCACAACCAGAGGAUCCAGACAGAGCCAAUACUUCAGAAAAGCAGAAAACGGGGCAGGUGCCUAAGAAAGACAAUUCUCGAGGAGUGAAACGCAGUGCUAGUCCAGACUACAACAGGACCAAUUCUCCUAGCUCUGCCAAAAAACCCAAAGCACUUCAGCAUACUGAAUCUCCCUCAGAAACGAGUAAGCCACAUAGUAAGUCAAAGAAGAGACACUUAGACCAGGAGCCACAACUGAAAUCUACACCAUCUCCAUCCACGAGCAAGGCUCAUACCAGAAAGAGUGGGGCCGCUGCUGGUUCACGGAGUCAGAAAAGAAAGAGGACAGAGAGUUCUUGUAUAAAGAGUGCUUCUGUGUCUGAAGCCACUGGUGCCGAAGAGAGAUCUGCAAAACCUACCAAGCUGGCUUCAAAAUCGGCCGCCUCAGCCAAAGCUGGGUGUAGCACCAUCACCGACUCGUCCUCCGCUGCCUCGACCUCCUCCUCGUCCUCUGCCGUCGCCUCGGCCUCCUCUGCUGUUCCACCAGGUGCCAGGGUGAAACAAGGAAAAGACCAGAACAAGGCCAGGCGUUCCCGCUCAGCAUCCAGCCCCAGCCCCAGGAGAAGCAGCAGGGAAAAGGAACAGAGUAAAACUGGUGGCUCUUCAAAAUUCGAUUGGGCUGCUCGCUUCAGCCCUAAAGUCAGCCUUCCUAAAACAAAACUGUCUCUUCCAGGGUCUUCUAAGUCAGAGACAUCCAAACCUGGACCUUCCGGAUUACAGGCCAAAUUAGCAAGUUUAAGAAAAUCUACCAAGAAGCGCAGCGAAUCCCCGCCUGCCGAGCUCCCCAGUUUGAGGCGGAGCACACGCCAAAAGACCACGGGCUCCUGCGCUAGUGCCAGUCGGCGAGGCUCUGGCCUGGGCAAAAGAGGAGCAGCUGAAGCUCGUCGACAGGAGAAGAUGGCCGACCCUGAAGGCAACCAGGAUACGGUGAACUCUUCAGCUGCACGGACAGACGAGACUCCCCAGGGAGCCGCAGCCUCUAGUUCUGUUGCAGGGGCUGUGGGCAUGACCACCUCUGGGGAGAGCGAAUCUGAUGACUCCGAGAUGGGACGGUUGCAAGCUCUGUUAGAGGCCAGGGGUCUUCCCCCUCACCUGUUUGGUCCUCUUGGUCCUCGGAUGUCACAGCUUUUCCAUAGGACAAUUGGAAGCGGAGCUAGUUCUAAGGCCCAGCAGCUUCUGCAAGGACUACAAGCAAGUGACGAAAGCCAGCAGCUCCAGGCCGUUAUUGAGAUGUGUCAAUUACUGGUCAUGGGGAAUGAGGAGACGCUGGGAGGGUUUCCUGUCAAGAGUGUGGUUCCAGCUUUGAUAACAUUGCUGCAGAUGGAGCAUAAUUUUGAUAUUAUGAACCAUGCCUGUCGAGCCUUAACGUACAUGAUGGAAGCACUUCCUCGAUCAUCGGCUGUGGUAGUAGAUGCAAUUCCUGUCUUUUUAGAAAAGCUGCAAGUUAUUCAGUGUAUUGAUGUGGCCGAGCAGGCCUUGACGGCCUUGGAGAUGUUAUCACGUAGACACAGUAAAGCCAUUCUCCAGGCGGGUGGUUUGGCAGACUGCUUGCUGUAUCUAGAGUUCUUCAGCAUAAAUGCCCAAAGAAAUGCACUAGCAAUUGCAGCCAAUUGCUGCCAGAGUAUCACGCCAGAUGAAUUUCAUUUUGUGGCGGAUUCCCUCCCAUUGCUUACCCAAAGGCUAACCCACCAGGACAAAAAGUCAGUAGAAAGCACUUGCCUUUGUUUUGCACGUCUAGUGGACAACUUUCAGCAUGAGGAGAAUUUACUCCAGCAGGUUGCUUCCAAAGAUCUGCUAACAAAUGUUCAACAACUAUUGGUAGUAACUCCACCAAUUUUAAGUUCUGGGAUGUUUAUAAUGGUGGUUCGCAUGUUUUCUCUGAUGUGUUCCAAUUGUCCAACUUUAGCAGUUCAACUUAUGAAGCAAAACAUUGCAGAAACGCUUCACUUUCUCCUGUGUGGUGCCUCCAAUGGAAGUUGUCAGGAGCAGAUUGAUCUUGUUCCACGAAGUCCUCAAGAACUGUAUGAGCUGACGUCUCUGAUUUGUGAACUUAUGCCAUGUUUACCAAAGGAAGGCAUUUUUGCAGUUGAUACCAUGCUGAAGAAGGGCAAUGCACAGAACACGGAUGGGGCCAUAUGGCAGUGGCGGGACGACCGGGGCCUCUGGCACCCCUAUAACAGGAUAGAUAGCCGGAUCAUUGAGGCAGCCCAUCAGGUCGGUGAGGAUGAGAUAAGCUUGUCCACUCUGGGACGAGUUUAUACUAUUGAUUUUAAUUCUAUGCAGCAAAUCAAUGAGGACACGGGAACAGCACGUGCCAUUCAGAGAAAACCUAACCCCUUAGCCAAUACUAACACUAGUGGAUAUUCAGAGUUAAAGAAGGAUGAUGCUCGAGCACAGCUUAUGAAAGAGGAUCCGGAACUGGCUAAGUCUUUUAUUAAGACGUUAUUUGGUGUUCUUUAUGAAGUGUAUAGUUCCUCAGCAGGACCUGCGGUCAGACAUAAGUGCCUUAGAGCAAUUCUUAGGAUAAUUUAUUUCGCGGAUGCCGAACUUCUAAAGGAUGUCCUGAAAAACCAUGCUGUUUCAAGUCAUAUUGCUUCCAUGCUAUCAAGCCAAGACCUGAAGAUAGUAGUUGGAGCCCUUCAAAUGGCAGAGAUCUUAAUGCAGAAGUUACCUGAUAUUUUUAGUGUUUACUUCAGAAGAGAAGGGGUGAUGCAUCAGGUCAAGCACCUAGCAGAGUCCGAGUCGUUAUUGACGAGCCCACCGAAGGCCUGUGCAAAUGGGUCCGGGUCCUUGGGGUCCACGCCAUCAGUCAACAGUGGGACAGCCACGGCCGCCACCAACGCCUCGGCUGACCUGGGGUCCCCCAGCUUGCAGCACAGCAGAGACGAUUCUCUAGACCUGAGCCCUCAAGGUCGAUUAAGUGAUGUUCUAAAGAGAAAACGACUGCCAAAACGAGGAUCAAGAAGGCCAAAGUAUUCACCUCCAAGAGAUGAUGACAAAGUAGACAAUCAAGCUAAAAGCCCCACCACUACUCAGUCACCUAAGUCUUCUUUCCUGGCAAGCUUGAAUCCAAAAACGUGGGGAAGGUUAAGCGCACAGUCUAAUAGCAACAACAUUGAGCCAGCACGAACCGCAGGAGUUAGUGGUCUUGCCAGGGCCGCCUCAAAGGACACCAUCUCCAAUAAUAGAGAAAAAAUUAAAGGUUGGAUUAAAGAGCAGGCACAUAAAUUUGUAGAGCGUUACUUCAGUUCUGAGAACAUGGAUGGAAGCAACCCCGCAUUGAAUGUCCUUCAGAGACUUUGUGCUGCGACUGAACAACUCAACCUCCAGGUGGAUGGUGGAGCUGAGUGCCUUGUAGAAAUCCGUAGCAUAGUCUCAGAGUCCGAUGUUUCAUCGUUUGAAAUCCAACACAGUGGAUUUGUGAAGCAGCUGUUGCUUUAUUUGACAUCUAAAAGUGAAAAGGACGCUGUGAGCAGAGAGAUCAGAUUAAAGAGAUUCCUUCAUGUAUUUUUUUCUUCUCCACUUCCUGGAGAAGAGCCCAUUGAACGAGUAGAACCAGUGGGUAAUGCACCUUUGUUGGCAUUAGUUCACAAAAUGAACAACUGCCUCAGCCAGAUGGAACAAUUUCCAGUCAAAGUGCAUGACUUUCCCAGUGGAAAUGGGACAGGAGGCAGCUUCUCUCUCAACAGAGGAUCACAGGCUUUAAAAUUUUUCAACACCCAUCAGUUAAAAUGCCAGUUACAAAGACAUCCAGACUGUGCAAAUGUGAAGCAGUGGAAGGGUGGACCUGUCAAGAUUGACCCCCUGGCUUUGGUGCAGGCUAUUGAGAGAUACCUUGUAGUUAGAGGGUAUGGAAGAGUAAGAGAAGACGAUGAAGACAGUGAUGACGAUGGCUCUGAUGAGGAAAUAGACGAAUCUCUGGCUGCUCAGUUCUUAAAUUCCGGAAAUGUGAGACACAGGCUACAGUUUUACAUUGGAGAGCAUUUGCUACCGUAUAACAUGACUGUGUAUCAGGCAGUACGGCAGUUCAGCAUACAGGCUGAAGACGAACGAGAGUCCACGGAUGACGAGAGCAAUCCUCUAGGAAGAGCUGGUAUUUGGACGAAAACUCAUACGAUAUGGUACAAACCUGUGCGAGAGGAUGAAGAAAGUAAUAAAGAUUGUGUUGGUGGUAAAAGAGGAAGAGCCCAGACAGCUCCAACAAAAACUUCUCCUAGAAAUGCAAAAAAGCAUGAUGAGCUGUGGAAUGAUGGAGUGUGCCCGUCUGUAUCAAAUCCUUUAGAAGUUUACCUCAUACCCACAGCACCCGAAAAUAUAACUUUUGAAGACCCGUCAUUAGAUGUGAUUCUUCUUUUAAGAGUUUUACACGCCGUCAGUAGAUACUGGUAUUACUUGUAUGAUAAUGCAAUGUGCAAGGAGAUUAUCCCAACUAGUGAAUUUAUUAACAGUAAGUUGACAGCAAAAGCAAAUAGGCAGCUUCAAGAUCCUUUAGUAAUCAUGACAGGAAACAUCCCGACAUGGCUUACUGAACUAGGAAAAACCUGCCCAUUUUUCUUCCCUUUUGAUACCCGGCAAAUGCUUUUCUAUGUAACUGCGUUUGAUCGGGACCGAGCAAUGCAGAGAUUACUUGAUACCAACCCAGAGAUCAACCAGUCUGAUUCUCAAGAUAGCAGAGUUGCACCUAGAUUGGAUAGAAAAAAACGUACUGUGAACAGAGAGGAGCUGCUGAAACAAGCGGAGUCUGUAAUGCAGGAUCUUGGCAGCUCACGGGCCAUGUUAGAAAUCCAGUAUGAAAAUGAGGUUGGCACAGGUCUUGGGCCUACACUGGAGUUUUAUGCACUUGUAUCUCAGGAACUGCAGAGAGCUGACUUGGGUCUCUGGAGAGGGGAGGAAGUAACUCUUAGCAAUCCAAAAGGAAGCCAAGAAGGGACCAAGUAUAUUCAAAACCUCCAAGGCCUGUUUGCGCUUCCCUUUGGUAGGACAGCUAAGCCAGCUCAUAUUGCAAAGGUUAAGAUGAAGUUUCGCUUCUUAGGAAAACUAAUGGCCAAGGCUAUCAUGGAUUUCAGAUUGGUGGACCUUCCCCUGGGCUUACCUUUUUAUAAAUGGAUGCUACGGCAAGAAACUUCGCUGACAUCACACGAUUUGUUUGACAUUGACCCAGUUGUAGCCAGGUCAGUGUAUCACCUUGAAGACAUCGUCCGACAGAAGAAAAGACUUGAACAAGAUAAAUCCCAGACCAAAGAGAGUCUCCAGUAUGCAUUAGAAACCCUGACUAUGAAUGGCUGCUCCGUGGAGGAUCUGGGAUUGGAUUUCACUCUGCCAGGGUUUCCUAACAUUGAACUAAAGAAAGGAGGAAAGGAUAUACCGGUCACCAUCCACAAUUUGGAGGAGUAUUUAAGACUGGUUAUAUUUUGGGCACUAAACGAAGGUGUUUCCAGGCAAUUUGAUUCAUUUAGAGAUGGAUUUGAAUCAGUCUUCCCACUCAGUCAUCUCCAGUACUUCUACCCAGAAGAACUGGAUCAGCUUCUGUGUGGUAGUAAAGCAGACACUUGGGAUGCCAAGACACUGAUGGAAUGCUGCAGGCCAGAUCACGGUUACACUCAUGACAGUCGGGCUGUGAAGUUCUUGUUUGAGAUUCUCAGUAGUUUUGAUAAUGAACAGCAGAGGUUAUUUCUCCAGUUUGUGACAGGUAGCCCACGAUUGCCUGUUGGAGGCUUCCGGAGCUUGAAUCCACCUUUGACCAUUGUCCGGAAGACCUUCGAAUCAACAGAGAACCCAGAUGACUUCCUACCCUCUGUCAUGACCUGUGUGAACUAUCUUAAGUUGCCGGACUAUUCAAGCCUCGAGAUAAUGCGGGAAAAGCUGUUGAUGGCCGCGAGAGAAGGGCAGCAGUCGUUCCAUCUUUCCUGA
This is a messenger RNA of Rangifer tarandus platyrhynchus (Svalbard reindeer), 6204 nucleotides long. The record is from the annotation of a GenBank genome assembly. NCBI's taxonomy places the organism in Eukaryota, Metazoa, Chordata, Mammalia, Artiodactyla, Cervidae.